Molecule: messenger RNA, 216 nt
Organism: Emiliania huxleyi CCMP1516
Lineage: Eukaryota; Haptophyta; Isochrysidales; Noelaerhabdaceae
Exons: 1
Source: RefSeq, a predicted model, not a curated record
GAGGAGAUUGCCGCGUGGAGAUUCGCCGUCGUAUCCUUUGGCCGCGUCGAGUACCUGGAGCAGGACGACGACGUCGUGCGGCCGCACUUUCGCAAGCACGACAACUACUCCAACUGGGACGACUACUUGGGGCUUGAGCACGCGCAGACGGGGACGGGCAGGAAGAAGCAGCAGGCGCGCUCGGGGUACGACAAGCCGGUCAAGAUCUACGGCUGA